AUGCCUAAGAACAAGGGAAAGGGCGGUAAGAACCGCAGGAGAGGAAAGAACGAGAACGACAACGACAAGCGUGAGCUCACUUUCAAGGAGGAAGGCCAAGAGUACGCCCAGGUCAUCAAGAUGCUCGGCAACGGCCGCCUCGAGGCCAUGUGCUUCGACGGCAGCAAGCGCCUAGCCAACAUCCGCGGCAAGCUGCGCAAGAAGGUCUGGAUCAACCAGGGCGACAUCAUCCUCCUGUCCCUGCGCGACUUCCAGGACGACAAGGGCGACGUCAUCCUCAAGUACUCGGCCGAGGAGGCCCGCUCCCUCAAGUCGUACGGCGAGCUGCCCGAGUCGGCCAAGAUCAACGAGACCGACACCUUUGGCGCUGAGGGCGACGGCGACUGCGGCUUCGAGUUCGACGAGGACCGCGACUCCGAGUCGGACGAGGCCGCCAACGGCGGCAAGGAGGUCGACAUCGACGACAUUUAA
Molecule: messenger RNA, 471 nt
Organism: Thyridium curvatum
Lineage: Eukaryota; Fungi; Ascomycota; Sordariomycetes; Thyridiales; Thyridiaceae
Exons: 3
Coding region: 1-471 (156 amino acids)
Biological process (GO): translational initiation
Cellular component (GO): cytoplasm
Molecular function (GO): translation initiation factor activity; RNA binding
Source: RefSeq, a predicted model, not a curated record